AUGCUAUUAAAUCUCCUCUCUUUAAAUUAGAAGAAAAAAAUCCUGUUCCAAUUUAAAGGGGGGUUAAUUUUCCUCAAAAAAUUUUUAAAAAGUAAAACAUAUAAAUUAAGCAUUUUAAUUAAAAGUUAAUCGAUUAAGUUUGAAAACUGUUUAAUAUUCUCCUCUAGCUUUUUUGGAUUAAAUUAGGUCAAAUAUAAUUUAGAAAAAUAAGUAUUUUAUAUAUAAAAAUUUACUAUUGAAAAAAGUUACAAUUUUAAGAGCUUAAAGUACCCUUACUUACUUAAUUAGUGUGAUUAGAACUCAGUUACCAAGGAUCACCAGGGAAUUCAUCCGCUUUGUGGUGACCUCACUUCCUAUCGCUGGAAAGGUGGGCUACCUGACCGUCACAUCCUCCUUGCUACUUCGAAAAAGCUGCAGUGUUGAGUGACAGACACCGAGUUCCCGGGCCUUGCUUCAGGCUGCAGUGAUGAUGAGGUUGCCUGCACAGAAAUUCAAAAAAAAAGAUUUUCUGGCUGACUGUUGGCAAAAAGGAAAAUGUAGCCAAGGCCGUAACCCCUGGUUUCGCAGUGGUGGAGCGCCCGAUGCCUAAACUCCCCCCUCCGUGAGCGAAAAAAAAAAACUUGUUCGCUCAGGAGGGGGUUAAUUUUUUUGUUAUUUUUAUAUAAAUUUUAAAGAAAAAAUUUUUUCUGAAUUUAAAAAUAUCCCAAUUCUCGGAAAUUGGAAAACAAAUAUUAAUUUAAUUUGUAAAAUUUAUGUUUUUGUUUUAAAACCAAUUUGUUUAAAAUUAGCCCGAUAUUUUAUGAUAUCUCAUCACUUAUAUAUCAAAUAUUUUUUGGGCAAAAAACAGGGAUUUUUCUAAUGGUUUUGUUCGCUCACGGAGUGGGGGGAGUAAGGUCGUUGCUGCUCCACCCUUUUCCAACUUCCAAGGUUCCUUUGUCUUCAAGUUAAAACCCAAACUAGAAAUUGGACAAGGGCAAGGCUCCUAACAACAGGAAUUGCUUACCUAACAUAGCUGCCUAUUUCUAGCUUGGUAAAACUUUAUCGGAUAUAAUUAAAUAUGUGCUCGAAGGUUAUGUGGCUGGGAGGCCAUGUCUAAGCUGAGAUGCCAUAUUUAAUUACGGGUUUUUAAGAUUUAAGAUUUAGAUCAAUUAAAGUUUAACUGCAAGGCCAAGUCUCUGCCUUGAUUCAUGGCAUCUGGCUAGGUUUACAUUUUUUCAUGCCAGACAUCAUCAGUCCCCUUUAUCCGGCUACUGGAGGCCUUCGCUUCAUUUGACGAGCCCUUACUCCACAGGAAUCAGCCACACUGAGCUCUCCUUUGUUUCAGCUUUGUGGGAGAAAAACCCAUGAAGGGAAAAACCCAAACUCACCAAGCUCGACAGGAAGAAUUGUAAAUACGGUACGUUGGGCUUCACUUCCUCCUCCCAACGGAUAAUCUUGGCCUGUGCCUUCUCUUCCGGGUUAAAUGGCGAAACCCGAUACCCCGGGGACUUUAUGAGUCCCACAGUUUUGGCUUGACUCUCUCGACUUGCUCCAUAUUUGUUUCCACAAGCCUGGAAAAUAAAGAUUAUGAGUUUAAAGCACCCAAAAAAGUGAAAAUUUUACCGAUGCUUUGUUCCAAUUUAAAAGGGGGAGUAAAUGAAAAAGGGGCUAAGACAUUUUCUUAUAAAUUGAGUUUGAUAAAUAAAAAUAUGAAUAGCUUAAAGCAGGAACUUUACACCGUUUUUAACAAUCUUGAUACUUAUGAUCGUUUAAGCAAAGCAAAAUGCUAUGCAUCUGCCUUUGGCAUUCAAGAAGCCCUUAAGCAUAUUUACCAAGACAAAAUUCAAAUAAUAGGCUCAGAGCUUAUUUUGAAUAAUUCUCCCGCCAUCGAUGAUGAAGUAAAUGGUGUGCUAUCUUAUACAAAGAAAAUCGAAGAGGCGAUUAGAAAUGAUGGUGAAAAACUUAAGAGGCCUAUUGUAGCCUAUUGAAAAUUAGAUGCAACUCCCUCUCGCUCCUUUAAAUUGCAAUAAAAUAUCGAUAAAAUUCCUCCUUUAAAUUGGAACAAUAGGAUAAUUUUAUAGAUGAAAUUCUAAUUUUUAAAAAAAAAUUUUUGACCUAGUUUAAUAGAAAAAGUGCAAUUAGAAUAUUCAUUUAACAAAAUCACACUAUAUAGGUUAAUUUUUUUUAAUUGAUUUAUUAAAUAGCAAUUUAAAAUUCAAAAAUAUUACACCAAAUUUAUAUUUUUUUAAUUUUUUAUAAAAUUUGCUAAAUUGUUUUGAUUGAAAAAAAUUUAAUAGACUUUUUUAAAAAAAAUUGGAUUUUUUUUAUAUUUUAAAGCGGGAUGGGAUGCAAGUAAAACUCUAAUCUUGCAGAUGAGCAAAUAG
This is a messenger RNA of Blepharisma stoltei, 2363 nucleotides long. NCBI's taxonomy places the organism in Eukaryota, Ciliophora, Heterotrichea, Heterotrichida, Blepharismidae. The record is from the annotation of a GenBank genome assembly.